AUGGAGCCAGAAGUCUUAGAAAUUUGCCCUUACAACCCUCACCACCGAAUCCCACUCAGCAGAUUUCAGUACCACCUGGCAUCAUGCCGGAGAAAGAACCCCAAGAAAGCCAAAAAGAUGGCCAGCUGCAAAUACAACGCCUGCCACGUGGUCCCCAUCAAGAAGCUGGAGGAGCACGAGGCUGCCUGUGUCAACAGAAGCACAGUGGAGGAAGAGGACAGCCUGAGUCCCCUGAAGGUCAACCUUCCAAAUGCAGGGCACAAGGGCAACGGAAACGCCUCUCCGUCUUUCAUUCCCCAGAAGCUUGUUUGCGAAAGCGACACCAGACAGUCAGAGACAGACAACUACACCCCAUUCCUGACCGUCCCCCCAGAAGAUCAUUAG
This is a messenger RNA of Cervus elaphus (red deer), 384 nucleotides long. It is a transcript of the gene GTSF1L, whose product is annotated as gametocyte specific factor 1 like. The record is from RefSeq and is a predicted model, not a curated record. The coding region runs from base 1 to 384 and encodes 127 amino acids. The transcript is spliced from 2 exons. NCBI's taxonomy places the organism in Eukaryota, Metazoa, Chordata, Mammalia, Artiodactyla, Cervidae.